AUGGCCUUCGCUGAGCUCCUGGAGCGCGUGGGCAGCCUGGGCCGCCUGCAGCUGCUGCAGGCCGUGGCGCUGGCCGUGCCCAUCAUGUGGCUGACCACGCAGAACGUGCUGGAGAACUUCUCGGCCGCCGUGCCCGCGCACCGCUGCUGGGUGCCCCUCCUGGACAACAGCACCGCCCGGGCGGGCGCGCCCGGCGCCCCGGGCCCCGGCGCCCUGCUGGCCGCGGCCAUCCCGCCGGGUCCCGGCCACGGCCCCCACCCCUGCCGCCGCUUCCGCCGCCCGCAGUGGCAGCUCCUGGCGCCCAACGCCACGGCCGCCCACUGGAGCGAGGCGGCCACGGAGCCGUGCGUGGACGGCUGGGUGUACGACCGCAGCACCUUCUCCUCCACCAUCGUGGCCGAGUGGGACCUGGUGUGUGACUCGCAGGCCCUGAAGCCCAUGGCCCAGUCCAUCUUCCUGGCGGGCGUCCUGGUGGGAGCCGCAGUGGCUGGCCAGGCCUCCGACAGGUUCGGGCGCCGGCGGGUGCUGAGCUGGAGCUACCUGCAGAUGGCCGUGUGGGUGAUGGAGUGGACGUCGACACGAGCCCGCGUCCUGGCCAUGACCUUCAACUCGCUGGGCUACAGCUUCGGCAUGGUGCUCAUGGCCGCCGUGGCCUACGGCGUGCGCGACUGGGCGCGGCUGCAGCUGGCCGUGUCCCUGCCCUUCUUCCUCUGCUUCGUGUACUCCUGGUGGCUGGCGGAGUCGGCGCGCUGGCUGCUCAUCACCGGCCGGCUGGAGCAGGGCCUGCGGGAGCUGCAGCGGGUGGCCGCCAUCAACGGCAGGAGGGCCGCGGGCGACGCGCUGACCAUGGAGGUGGUGCUCUCUGCCAUGCAGGAGGAGCUCCGGGCGGGCCGGGCGCCCGCCGGCCUGGGCAGCCUCUGCGGGGCCGGGCUGGGCCUCCGGACGGCCGUGUCCAUGCUGAGCUGGUUCGCCUUCGGCUUCACCUUCUUCGGCCUGGCUCUGGACCUGCAGGCCCUGGGCAGCGACGUCUUCCUGCUGCAGGUCCUCCUGGGGGCCGUGGACAUGGCGGCCAAGCUGGGCACCCUGCUGCUGCUGGGCCGCCUGGGCCGCCGCCCCACGCAGGCCGCCUCGCUGGCGCUGGCCGGGCUCUGCAUCCUGGCCAACGCGCUGGUGCCCCGCGGCAUGAGGCCCCUGCGCUCGGCCCUGGCCCUGCUGGGGCUCGGCUGGCUCGGGGUGGCCUUCACCUGCGUCUCCGUCUACACGGGAGAGCUCUUCCCCACCGUGCUCAGGAUGACCGCGGUGGGCCUGGGCCAGAUGGCGGCCCGAGGGGGAGCCAUCCUGGGGCCUCUGGUCCGGCUCCUGGGCGUCUACCACCCCUCACUGCCCCUGCUGGUGUACGGGGCGGUGCCCGUGCUGAGCGGCCUGACCGCACUGUUGCUGCCCGAGACCCAGAACCUUCCGCUGCCCGACACCAUCCAGGAUGUGCAGAGCCAGUCGGUGAAGAAGGCCACGCAGGGUGCCCGGGGGCCGUCUGUCCUGAAGUCCACGCAGCUGUAG
Molecule: messenger RNA, 1557 nt
Organism: Pipistrellus nathusii (Nathusius's pipistrelle)
Lineage: Eukaryota; Metazoa; Chordata; Mammalia; Chiroptera; Vespertilionidae
Source: the annotation of a GenBank genome assembly